AUGCCUGGACGCCAUCCCUGCGAGCGUGGCCGAUGGUGUUCGUGCCACCGAGCUGGGCCAUCGACCAUACCGACACCGCCAUUGCCAUCUGCGACCAAGAAGAAGAAGAAGUACACCCUGUUGGCCACUACCGCAUCGCUUGUGUGUCCCGUGCUGGGUGCACCGACGCCUCAGCCAACCACCCACUUGCCCUUUCUCUAUCCAACCCUCGACAAGCGGGUUACCGAUGCCGGACAAGCCCCAGAUGACCCAUCGGAGGGCUUCCAGCAACAGCACAUCCAGCUUGCUGAUCUCAUACGUGCCGGCCUGCCCUACAAGUUUGUCUAUGACUCCGCUGCCGACACUACAUCCAACAAGGUCGAGGACAUUGCCCUCACCGACUCGUCCGGUGCAUGGGUCAUCGACAACUCAUGGUCUCUGCAUGGACGCAGGUUUGGUCCCCUCUAUGCCACUGCCACUGCCACCGCCGGAAUCACAGACGACCCGCUCCCCACUCCCACAGAAUCCGUCCCCCCAGCAUCCACCCCUACCGCAACAACCACCCCACCCCCCACCAUACUCGCCAUUCAGUCUUCCCUCCCGACUGGCUGGUACGCAUCCCAGUACGAACGCUCCGGCAUGUACGCCAUCCCCCUCAUUGUGUCCUUUGCCCUCGUCAUUGCCCUCAUGAUCGGAAGUCUUAUUGGAGCCUUGGUUAUUCGGAGGGAUAGGAGCCGAAGUAGGCGGCGUAAAAAGGGAAUCAUUCGGGGAGACAACGACGCCGACUCGGCUCGUGAAAAAGUCGCACAGAGUAGUUUGGUAUCCCGUGUCGGCCGCGCCCUUCAACUCCGCAAUCAACCCCCAGAGGAGGAAGAACAACAACAGGAACCAUCCGACCCCCAGACUGAGCUCCAACAGCGCAUCAAAACUUGGGCCCGACGCAAUGCUACCUGGAGAGCCCAGGCCCGCAUCGGCGUGCGAAGACGGAUGGGACGUGGACGCAAGCGCUAUCAAGCCGAUAGCGGUCCGGACACACCCAUGGGGGGAGCUAUUCAGGAAGAGCCAGAACCUGACGAGGAAGGCCCGGCCAGCACGAGGGCGACUUCGCCUGUUGCCAUCCUUCCGUCCCGUGCUUCAUCACCCACCGCACCCGACUCACAACCUCCUACAUCAUCACCCCAAGUCCCCGCACCAAACUAUGCUUCCCCAACUGUUCCCAAUUACCCUUCGCCGACCGUUCCGACGUAUUCACCACCACCUACUGCCGGCCCAUCCACGUCACCCCUCGCUCGAAUCGAAGCUCACCCGGAUGCCACACCCUCUGACGAACCAGCCUAUGAUGGACCAGGCUCGGGAGAAGGUCUUCCGCCUGCGUACAGAGGUGCUCCUUCUCAAGUCGCACGUGGUAAACGACCGGCCCACUCGGCCUCUCCCCCGCCAUCCAUCCACGAACCCGAUUCCCAACCCCAAACGACUCAGGAAGAACAGAGAGUAUGGACCGCGCUCGAUGCCUAUGUGUCUAACCGGGGAAACACCCAACAAGAGGGCAUCACGGCCCACGUAGCGACCGACGACAAGCGUGUGCUCGAACGCCUCCGUUCGAUGAGAGGUGUACCCGAGGAGGAGGGAGACGCAAGGGAGGAGGUACAGGCACCGAGAGAGGAGGACGUGUUUGGCUCGAGCUCGGGUCCUUCGACGCCCGGUGGGUCCCUGCCGACUUUGUCGACCGCAACCUCCACUUCGGCUGCAGUGAGUAGGAACGGAGUGGCACCCAUGACAUCCAUGGCCAUCAACGAACCGGCAUCCACAAACCCGAACGCUCCGGCUCUUCCCCUUCCGCCGACGAAAACUGGAACAGGCCCGGUGGCGCGGUACGACGAAGCGGAUUUGUGUCUGCCGAGGUAUUUGGAUGGACCGGAAGGAAUGCACGGUGGCGGUGGUACGGGAUUGGGAAUUGUGCCGGGCGGGCUGGGGGCGGCGGGAAUGAUGCCGAGUGUGCCGACGGGGGACACCAUGGGGAUUGGAAUGGGAAUGGGAAUGGCAGGGUUGGUGCCAAGUGCGCCACCGUGUGACGAGGAGACUGUGCCGAGCGCACCAGCUUUGGAACACGACUCGCCCGUGCCGAGCGCGCCGAGUUUGGAGGAUGAAGGGCUGGAAGAUGGCGAACGAAAGACGGCACCGGCUCCGAACGUACCGUCUGCUCCACCCCUAGACGACGAUCCCGGUCCUUCUGCGCCACUAGACGACCGCUCUUCUCGGUCUAUCUCUUUUGCGCCACCAUCUAUCCCUUCUGCACUGCUGGUUGCUUCUGCGCCUGUGUUGCACGACGACGCUCCAUCCCUAGACGGCAACAAGCUACCCCACCCACGUUCGACCCUGUCUCAUCCCGAGUUGACAAGGAACGGGUCGUCUGCUCCGUUGUUCAACAACGGCGAAGAGCGAUGA
Rhizoctonia solani is the source of this 2424-nucleotide messenger RNA. RefSeq lists its product as uncharacterized. NCBI's taxonomy places the organism in Eukaryota, Fungi, Basidiomycota, Agaricomycetes, Cantharellales, Ceratobasidiaceae. The record is from RefSeq and is a predicted model, not a curated record. The coding region runs from base 1 to 2424 and encodes 807 amino acids. The transcript is spliced from 3 exons.